Caenorhabditis bovis is the source of this 1467-nucleotide messenger RNA. Lineage: Eukaryota; Metazoa; Nematoda; Chromadorea; Rhabditida; Rhabditidae. The record is from the annotation of a GenBank genome assembly.
AUGCGAAGAGAAUUCGGCUGCACCAAAACAUUAUUGGACGAUUGUGUAGAAAAAUUGAAAAAAGAUUUAACGAAGGGAAAUCUGACGAUAAAUAUUAUGUCUGACACUAAAGAGAAUGAUGGAAAUGAGAACGAAUACAAGAUAUCGUGCGAUUCGUUUAUUGUGUCCGCGCGUAGUGACGUUUUUCGCAGUUUGAUUGCUCGAAAAAACGAUGCAAAAGCGUUGACUUUCGCUGAAGACAUUUUCCCGCGAUCAUAUGCGCACGUCUUUAUUCAUUUUCUAUAUACAGAUUGCUUGGAUUUAUCGCUGGUUCCUUCAUCGGAAAUAACAAUUUCUUCUUUAUCAGAAGCUAAAGCGAUCGUUUCUGGUAAAUCACCGGAUAUUCAAUUACAUCAAUCCCUUCAUAUUCUCCAAAUCGCCAAGUUUUUCAAAGUUGAUCGACUUGUGCAGUGCUGUGAAGACGUUGUUGUAAAAUUUCUGAGCGUCGAAAAUUGUAUUGCUGUUUAUCAAUGGGCCAAAGAAGGAGGAUCGAAGUACAUUGAAAAGAAUGCGAAAAGAUUAAUUGAAUCUGAAUUUUCACGACUCGCAGAAUCUUCACAUAUUCUCGAUUUGACGUCGUCCCAAUUUGUCGAAGUGCUGGAAAGUCAAUUUAUUCAAGCAACCGAACUUCAAAUACUAUCCGCUUGUAUUGCUUGGGGUGAAGUCGAACUUCUGAGAAAACUUGAGGAAUGUGAGCCUAAUAUAGUUGCCGAUACUUGUCAUUCGAUCAGUAGAAGAGGGCUAAGAGAAUCGGAUAUGUCUAAUGGUAAUCUACGAAAUAUCGUUGGCCCACUGACGAAUCAUGUUCGAAAGGAUUUUAUACUUCCGCCAUUUCAUCAAACGUUAACCGAUGCGUAUAAUCGCCACGUUCUCGAUAGAGCUCCACUUCCUGUUGAUUUGAUUGUAUGCCCUUCAACAUCGGAAAUAAAUCCUGAUUUGCACUGGCUUCGAAUUCCUAAUCGAGCCACUGGGCCACGUUAUUACAAGCCUUAUCAUGAAGUUCUUCAAAGACACUCAUCUCUCCAAUUGUGUCCAGUUGAAGCUUCGUGCUCUUUUUCUACUUCUCCUGCUCUUUCUUGUUCUGUCGAAGAUGAAGCUCAAAUUUCAAUUAUUUCAAGACUUGUGAUUGCCAAUGCAUAUCCAGAUAUAAUAGGUCAAGAUGAUUUUGAGAAUGCGAAAAAUCGAAUUAUAUCUGCAAUCAAAGAAGUUGAGGAGCAGGGAAUGUGGAAGUGCCUUCCGAGGAGCUUCCAUAAACGAUUAGCACUAAAUCUUAUCAAAAAGCGGGUUUUAGCUGAAAUGGAUAUCAACGAAGAACUUGUCAUUUGCUAUUUUCGCUUUCAAAAUAUUGAAGAAGAUGAGGAAAAUAGGAAAGAAGUCGACAGUAUUGAUUCAAUUCCUAGCAUUCCAGACAUUCUGAUUGAAAAUUAG